UGAAGGGGUUAAGAGGCUGGACCAGCCACUUCAGCCUGCCCCUCCCAGGGAUUAAGAGUCCUCUAUAAAAGGGACUGUCCACCCAGAUCAGGCCAGGGGGGUAUCAGGGACCCAGGCAUUGUGCCCAUCCCCCCUGCCAUGUGGGAACUGAGGUCAGCCUCCUUCUGGAGGGCCAUAUUUGCUGAGUUCUUUGCCACCUUCUUCUAUGUCUUUUUUGGACUGGGGGCCUCACUGCGUUGGACCCCCGGACCCCUGCAUGUCCUGCAGGUGGCUCUGGCCUUUGGCCUGGCCCUGGCUACGCUGGUGCAGGCUGUGGGCCACAUCAGCGGAGCCCAUGUCAAUCCUGCAGUCACUUUCGCCUUCCUUGUGGGUUCCCAGAUGUCUCUGCUCCGGGCCUUCUGCUAUAUGGCAGCCCAACUCCUGGGAGCCGUGUCUGGGGCUGCCGUGCUAUACAGUGUCACCCCGCCUGCCGUCCGAGGAAACCUAGCACUUAAUACGUUGCACCCUGGGGUGAGUGUGGGCCAGGCCACCACAGUGGAGAUCUUCCUGACGCUCCAGUUUGUGCUCUGCAUCUUUGCUACAUACGACGAGAGGCGCAAUGGCCGCCUGGGAUCUGUAGCCCUGGCUGUGGGCUUCUCCCUCACCCUGGGACACCUCUUUGGGAUCUAUUAUACUGGUGCAGGCAUGAACCCUGCCCGCUCCUUUGCUCCUGCCAUUCUCACCAGAAACUUCACCAACCACUGGGUAUACUGGGUGGGCCCAAUCAUUGGAGGGGGACUAGGCAGUCUCCUCUACGACUUUCUCCUCUUUCCCCGGCUCAAGAGUGUUUCUGAGAGACUGUCUAUUCUCAAGGGCGCCAGGCCCAGUGACUCCAAUGGACAACCAGAGGGCACUGGGGAACCUGUUGAACUGAAGACCCAGGCCCUGUGAAAACUCCAGUUGGCUAGAGGGAGUAGGAAGCUUCUGGGUUUACUCAGAGGGGCUGAGCCAACCCCUGGACGAAGAAAGAGACUGGGGGAGGGACAUAUACUUCUUUAUUUUUUAAUUUAUGUGUGUUUUUUUUUUCCCCUUUUGCUGUGUGAAAUCUUUCAAGUUGCAUUCAUGAGCUGGUUUGUGCAAACUUCCCUUCCUCCCCAACCCACCUCUCUUCGCCGCUGUGUGUAUGAUUGUGCGUAUGAAUGGUAUGAAUGUGAGUGAACGUGGCUGUGUCUGAGUUUUGGGGCACAGCAGGAGAGGUAGGGAAGGGAAAAAAGGUAUCACCCUAUACCUUACUCUCCCAACCCAGUGUGGUGAACACAGGGAACCAAGACCUUUCAGCUUCUGGCCUUCACCCUACUGCCAGUCAAGUUUAUUAUGGCCCUAGGUUUAUGCGGGAGCAGGGAAGCAGGGGGUACUCCUCACAGGAGGCAGAUGGAGACAAGGCAUUCCAAGGGUUGGGAGAAGGGGCUGAGGGCAGGGAGAGAGAAAAUGGAGGCAUGAGCCCCAUACCAGGUUGCAAUUGUACCAAAAAAUUGGGAGAAGUUAAUGGAAGAGUGUAGCCAACUUAUCUCAGGGAUGCUUGCCCCAGGGACUUGGGUGGGGAAGUAGCUCUGAGAAAAGUUGCCAGUGGGAUUUGAACUGUUGGGUAAAGCCACAUAAACUUGUCUACAUCCACCAGCUGGGUUUUGUGUUCAUUCUGGUAUGACAGAUCUCUUUGGGAGGCCCUGGGCCAGUGAGCUCCCAAUCUAAACAAGGGGUAGGGUGAGCCUAGAACCUAGAAAAUUUAAAUAGUUUAGCAGUUCUGCCAGGCAUACCCAAGGCGC
Molecule: messenger RNA, 1802 nt
Organism: Lontra canadensis (Northern American river otter)
Lineage: Eukaryota; Metazoa; Chordata; Mammalia; Carnivora; Mustelidae
Gene: MIP
Product: major intrinsic protein of lens fiber
Exons: 4
Coding region: 139-930 (263 amino acids)
Biological process (GO): transmembrane transport
Cellular component (GO): apical plasma membrane; plasma membrane
Molecular function (GO): water channel activity
Source: RefSeq, a predicted model, not a curated record